Messenger RNA from Dicrocoelium dendriticum, 417 nucleotides. The record is from the annotation of a GenBank genome assembly. NCBI's taxonomy places the organism in Eukaryota, Metazoa, Platyhelminthes, Trematoda, Plagiorchiida, Dicrocoeliidae.
AUGCUGCAUAAUCUCCAGGGGUUCAAGCUCUGCGUCAACAAGAUGUUCCCACCUGCUUUCCCCGGUGUCACCAUCAGGAAGCUAACCAGAUCGGGGUACGUCCCUGUAGAUAGGCCAACUCCGCAACUUCGACUACAUCGUAUAGUUCCCUCAACCCCGGAGGAACGCAAAGCCUUAAUGCGCUUUGCCUUCGCACUCAAGGGUAGUAACGUCAGCGUUCAGCCGGACCUCCCACUGGCAGAUCGACUGAAGUUAAAGGAAGCCCUCAAAAGCCGCAAGAGCAGGCGGCAACUGGUGAGCAAGGCCUUUGUCUUGUGGGUUUUUAGUUGGUCAGCCGCAAGUCAAAUUCCGUUCUACCAGUACCCCUCCUGGUGGCGUACGACCCAGGGCUGGUCAUGCCGAGUUCCUUCGGGUAGC